UUACUGACGUCACUUCCGGAAUUAGUCGUACAGUGCUAGAGGAAAAAAAAUCUCGUAGCCAAAUAUUUAUUCUUAAUAGCUGCCAAAACAAAGGCGUCGGUAUAUUUGAGUAAAACCAUCCAUGUCAAGACACAAACGGGACUGUCGAGGUGUUGUGCUGCUUGUGUGUGCAAAUAGGAGCACAGCAGCUUUUCUGCCAACGUACCGUGAAUUGGUCUAUCAGGCUCAGUGACAACAGCAGAAGACCUUGGCACCAUUGUGUGCCAGUCCAUUCCGAGAUCCAGGGACAUUAGAAUCCAGAAGAUGAAUGGUCUGUCCAUACGAGAGCUAUGCUGCCUGUUCUGCUGCCCUCCUUGCCCCAGCCGGAUUGCAGCCAAAUUAGCUUUCCUCCCACCAGAGCCCACCUACGCCCUCCUCCCUGACCCAGAUCCUACGUCUGGAGCCGGAACAUCAUCAGGGUCCAGCACCGGUGGUAGCCUGCCUACCCUGGGGGCCCCCGGACUUCGUUCCCGGUUGAGUGCCGGCGGUGGUGGUGACAGAGGAGGUGGCGGUGGAGGCAGCAGCAGCGGUGGGAGUGGAGGAGGUGGAAGUUCCGGAGCUGGGGUUGGAUGUGAGAGCAGGUGGAAGCUGCAUCUCACGGAGAGGGCAGAGUUUCAAUAUUCUCAGAGAGAGCUAGAUGUGACUGAUGUGUUCCUGACCAGGUCCAGCCGAGGAAACAGGGUUGGAUGUAUGUAUAUACGCUGUGCCCCUAAUGCCAGGUUCACUGUGUUGUUUUCACACGGCAACGCAGUCGACCUCGGCCAGAUGAGUAGCUUUUACAUUGGCUUGGGGACGCGCAUCAACUGCAACAUAUUCUCAUACGAUUACUCAGGCUACGGGGUCAGCACUGGCAAGCCGUCGGAGAAGAACCUUUAUGCUGACAUAGAUGCCGCCUGGCACGCUUUGCGCUCUCGGUACGGCAUCAGCCCCGAGAACAUCAUUCUAUACGGGCAGAGCAUCGGCACAGUGCCCACAGUAGACUUGGCGUCACGUUUUGAGUGCGCUGCCGUAGUGCUUCACUCUCCUCUCACUUCUGGCAUGAGAGUGGCCUUCCCUGACACCAAGAAAACAUACUGCUUCGAUGCUUUCCCCAACAUAGAAAAGGUGUCAAAGAUCCCGUCUCCAGUGCUGAUCAUCCAUGGUACAGAGGACGAGGUCAUCGACUUCUCCCACGGCCUGGCCCUGUUUGAGCGCUGUCCAAAGGCUGUGGAGCCCCUCUGGGUGGAGGGCGCCGGCCACAACGACAUUGAGCUAUACAGUCAGUACCUCGAGAGGCUACGGCGCUUCAUCAACCAGGACCUGGCUGCUCAGCACGCCUGAGGAAACAAAACUACGGCCUCUCUGCAUCCGCGCUGGUGUGUGUGUGGGAGAUAGUGAGAGUGCGGCUCAGACAUACAUCAUCUGUGUGUCUUUUAAACAUGUUACUUUUUAAAGCGAUCGCAUUCAAAUAAUUCUCUUUAAGAUUUGAGUCUUUUUAAAGAAGUCAUUAGGUGUAUUUAUCUGUAGUGUAAUGUGUUUGUAAAUGGGGGAGGUUCCAUUGACCUGGAAAUGAAUACAAUUUAAAACUUAAAUAAAAGACCAAAAAAAUUAACAACUAAGUGUUUAGUUCAAAAAGGCACACAGAUGUCAUUUUAAAAGCAAACGAAUGAUUGUGGUCCUGGAUGUAAAAUCAUGAGUUAAUAUUCAUAUCACGGGCCUGCGUAUGUGUGCGCGAGUGUGCGAAGCAUCUUUGGGCGGAAAAGUAAAUGAAGGACACCCUUUUGACUUGACUAGGGGAAAGUGAGGGAAAAGCUUAGUGACUUAUCAAUAUUGAUGUUCUUUCUUUUGUCUUAUUUGUGUGUGUGUGCGCGCGUGUAUGAAGAAUACCUCCACAGUUUGACCAGCUCUUUUUAAUGGACGACCCAUCACUGGUCAGACUUCCACUCUUGUGACAGUAACUUCGAGCACCACUUAACCCCACCUCGCAAUCGUCAACCUCCAGAAAAACUGUUAAUUUCCUUCCUGUUUCCUGGCAGUGCCGUAGUUUUUGCCUUUUUACUUUUAGCUGCUCCUCCGGGCAGGGAUUGCCAUUUUUCCCAGUGUUGUUUUUUGAGGUUGCGUUCCUGUGGAGGACUGCUUCAUCUUUGUGGAAACACUAGAAACAGACAUGUGUAAUGUCGAUGUCGGCGCAUACAGAAGAUGAAGCUUGGAUCAUUUAGUGCUUAUUUUUUACCUUUCUACAUCAUGCAUGAAGUUAGGAAAGUUUUAUUGAAGGAGCCAUGGAGCCACAGUGGGACCUCCAAAAGCCAAUUGCUGUAAGUUCCGAGAAUGAACGAGUUUCUAACUAUUAGACAUCAAAUACAUUUGAACGGGUUGAAGGGUUCAUUCGAUGUAGCUCCUCCCACUUCAAAUGGAUUGAAUGUGUACUAGUAACUAAUUUAAGGGUGCUAUGAAAUACUAAAGCAAGUGACAUUAAAAUGUUAGAGCAUGUUUUAGACACAAAUCCAUCCACAAAAGUGAUCGAAAAGGCCUCAUUGUGAAAUUGGAUUCUGAUUGAUUUUUCAGCUGCCCUGGUCCCACCCACUAAAAAUCUCCAAGCCAAAGAUGUCACACCCAGACUGAGUUAGAUUGCAGAUGGUUUUUGUUGCCGUGUGACCGUUCUGUCAUUCUGUCAACAUGCACUAACUAGCACAGCACUCGAAAGCUAGGCAUGAUCAUCAAUUCUGGUUGUGAUGUCACAAUCAGAAUUGCUGAAAAAUGGAAGUGGUUGUUCAAAGAUAUAUUCUAUUGAGUGAAAUAACUAUGAUAUGGUGAAAAUAAACAGCCAGGUUGGAGUGCGAAAUUUGUUUUCUACAUGAAAAAUUAGUGGCACCAUUUCAUGGCAUAGCACCUUUAAAUUCAUAGAAGCGUGAAAAGAGCCACAACAUUGGAUGACCAUCAUCAUGGCACUGAAAGCGUUAACAAGGGUGUGUACUUUUUUUAAUAUCCAGUGUAGUCAUGGGUUUAAACAUUACAUGUUACAUUAUAACAUUCCUAACAGUCUUAACAAUGAAUAUAAUGUAACCACAGUCUAAUAUAACUAAAACAACUUGGACUUAAAAUUUUGGUGCAAAGCAAGUUGACAGCUUGGUUCAAGACCAGUCGUUAACUAUGAUGCUUUUAGCUACAUGCUAUUUAUUUCAGCAUCUACUAGCAAAAUUCAUUUGCUUGGUUGAUAUUUGUCAUGAAGCCAGAUGUAUUUUUGAUUGUCUUUGUAGUACCACAAAAAUACAAAGCACUGACUUGAUAUUCGAGGUAUGUUUCUCCCCUUUUCCCAGAUUUUGGUUGAACUUUAAAGCAGUUUGGAGGUUCCCCCUGUGUUGCUGUCUUGGCCUAGUAGUAUAUUCUUUUUAGAUGCUUGCCUGCCUGCUAAAAAAAAAAAAAACAA
This is a messenger RNA of Corythoichthys intestinalis (scribbled pipefish), 3445 nucleotides long. RefSeq names its product alpha/beta hydrolase domain-containing protein 17A-like. Gene Ontology annotation, biological process: regulation of postsynapse organization; protein depalmitoylation. Bases 304 to 1359 code for a protein of 351 amino acids. The record is from RefSeq and is a predicted model, not a curated record. Gene Ontology annotation, cellular component: plasma membrane; endosome membrane. Gene Ontology annotation, molecular function: palmitoyl-(protein) hydrolase activity. The transcript has 6 exons. NCBI's taxonomy places the organism in Eukaryota, Metazoa, Chordata, Actinopteri, Syngnathiformes, Syngnathidae.